AUGUCGCCUCAAGACUCCAUCGACAGCCACGGCCCUCCAACCCGCUUUGCGGUGGCACUGUACCCGGGAUUCCAAGCCCUGGACGUGUUCGGCCCGCUCGACAUCCUCAACAUGUUAUCCAAGAUCCGUCCUCUAUCCCUAGAAAUCUUAUCCACAACGCUUGACCCGGUCCCCACGCUGACUUCGUCUUCGGGUCAUACUACGGGCCAAUCUAUCAUGCCCACGCGCAUCUAUGCUGAUGGCGUCGACGACAUCGAAGUUCUGCUCGUCCCGGGCGGCUUCGGCUCUCGCGACCCGGCGAAUGUGGCGCCCGUCGUCGAGUACGUGCGCGCAGCGUACCCACGUCUUAAGUACCUAUUGACGGUGUGCACGGGCAGCGCAGUGGUAGCCACGUCGGGUGUAUUAGACGGACGGCGCGCGACUUCGAAUAAGAGGGCCUGGGAGUGGAAUUCUCUCAGCCCCCUUUUCCCCUUCCCACCUACCCUGCCCUACCCCUUAGCUGUAAGUGCGGUAAUUAACGGGAAGCGGUGGCGACAAAAGGCCACGGCGCAGGGCCCGCUCGUGAACUGGGUGCGCCAGGCGCGCUGGGUGACAGACGGCAACAUAUGGACGUCGUCGGGCAUCUCGGCGGGUAUCGACAUGAUGUACGCCUUUGUCGCAGACCAGUACGGCGAGGAUGUCGCGCAGACUCUGGCCAAUGCGUCUGAGUAUGUCCGGAAUACGGACCCGGAGUUUGAUCCAUUUGCCGGAAAAGCGGAGAACGGGAUAACGAAAUAA
This is a messenger RNA of Daldinia childiae, 777 nucleotides long. RefSeq names its product Isonitrile hydratase. The coding region runs from base 1 to 777 and encodes 258 amino acids. Lineage: Eukaryota; Fungi; Ascomycota; Sordariomycetes; Xylariales; Hypoxylaceae. The transcript has 2 exons. The record is from RefSeq and is a predicted model, not a curated record.